UCACUACGGAAGCAGUAACAUGAAAUUGUCCAAGCAUGCAGACUGCAUGCAAAUACGAGCUUUGCUGAAGAAGGACUAUCUCGCCCGAAUACGACAACCAUGGAUGACUUUCAUUCAGUAUCUAUGGCCGUGCAUGAUCUUUGCCGCUUUGUACAUACUGAGGAAUCGGUUCCAGGCGGUGGAGAUAAACGAUUGCCAGUUCCCGACCCGUAACCUACAGGCGAAUGGUAUCCUGCCCUUCUUUCAGUCGUACAUCUGCACGUUCGAAAACGAGUGUCAAGAUGCGAAUAGCUAUGCCGAAACGGAAGCAUUCAACAACGCCCCGGUAACGCCAGUGUUAAACAUCGUUCAAAUUAUCUUGGAUAACGAGCCGCUGUACGAAGCGAUCGUAACGCUUCCGCUCGAUCGGAACUUCAUCUCCUCCGUCACCACGAUCGUAACACAUCCCAAGUUUAAAGAAAUUGAACGUAAUGGCGAUCGGUUAGUGAAGAUGCUGCCCGAGAUCCGCAAAAAGAUCGGUGGAUCGUUUGAUAUAUUGCAACUAUUUUCCGACGAUCUAACGUUUUCGAAAUCGGGCAAUAUACUGUGCGGUCAGCCGUUUCCGCGCAGUGACAACAUUCGGUUGGUGGACAACAUUCUCUACACGCCAGACUAUGCCGGGGCGGAUGUGGACGAGCUAGAGGUGAUGCCGACACCGUACUGCAAACAGCUCUAUCUGGAUGUAACAAACACGAACAAUGGCAAAAUCACCUGGCGUUUUCUGAAACCCAUUCUGCAGGGAAAAAUUCUGUACGGUCCAACAAGCGAGCGUAAUGAUGAAAUUAUGAAGCUGGCCAACCAAACGUUCGCUGACAUGGGUCGUCUGGGGGAUUUUUUCCGUGCCCUCGAUACCACGUUGCAGCUUUUGCGCACCGAUAAGGAGGCACAGGAAAGCUUCCAGGGACUGAUCGACCUAGCCAAAAGUCCGCUAGUGCAGAUGCUCGCCGGUGGCAACGUAAAUAUUGAGUUGAUCGAGGGUAUGCUGAACGGUAUCUUGCACGAUGAGGAAGUUGCGAAGGCGGUGAACACGAUUGCAAACAUUUUUGACUGCUUUUCGGCCGACCGUUUCAUCCCGGUGGCCGACGAGACGGCCCUGGAAGAUCGUGCGUUUGAGCUAAAUCGCAAAAAGUUAUUCUUCGCUGGUAUUUACUUCGAAAAAGGCGCCACGGACAAGGAAAUCGCGUACAAAAUUCGUAUGCGCACGGAUGAUACGCCGGUGACGGUGGAGAAUCGCAAUCGCUUCUGGUUCCCGGGACCGGAGGCAAGCUUUGAGCUGGACAUGCGUUAUCAUCGUGGUUUUAUCCAGAUUCAGCAUGCGGUCGAUAUGGGUAUUAUACGGCAAAGGAAGCAGGAAAUGGCUACCAGAGAGCGUCAGGGUGAAAUGGAUGAAACUUCUCCCUUUGGUGGCGAGCUGGAGCUGGAUGAUGAAUUGGGCCAGGAUGAUGAGGAUGAUACUGACGAUAAGAGCACUGAAGCAGGAAGCGAUGAGGAGACGGAAAGUGGUACCACUUCUCCAUCUUCAGUUCCCACCGAAACGACCACUGAAAAUUUAACAGCAGUGUAUGCAGAUCUUAGCAAGCGUGUCAACGUGUCUCAGGACGUAUUGGAUCGCUUCGGUAGUGGCAGCAAUAGCAGUGCACUGGAAGAUUUUCUUGAUUUUAAGGACGAUGAGGAUGAGAGCUCUGAUCCGGAACCAUCUACACCAACAACUACCGUGACACCGUUACCUACGCUCCGACGCCGGAAAAGACAAUCGUUUCUCGAUCUGAUCUUUGGUGGUGGAGCGAAAAAGUCCUCCGGUGGAGUAGAAUAUAAGGUGGCAAAUGAAAAAUUCUACACAAAGCAAUUCCCCUACCCGAAGUACACGAAAGACGACUUCAAAAAAGGACUUUACCUUGCACAGUCCAUACAAAUGACCUAUUUCAUAGCACUGAUCGUGCACGUCGCUUCGGCCGUUCGGCAAAAGAUCUGGAUGAAGGAGAGUGGCAAUUCGAUGUUGAUGCGAUCGAUGGGUCUUAAGUCGGGUUCGGAAACUGUGUCCUGGAUCAUUGCCACAUUCGUCGAAAUUAGUAUCGUGUUCCUGAUUGGGCUGAUCAUUCUGUACAGUGGAGGUAUACUGGCGUACUCCAGCCAGAUCUUCCUAUUCUGCUAUAUGGUAGUGUUUGGCAUUUGCUUGAUUGCAUUCUGCUACAUGUGCUCCAUGUUCUUCACCUCGGCCAGCAUUGGGUCGGUGUCGAGCGUGAUACUCUUCCUGAUUACAUUCCUGCCGUAUAUUAUUAUCAUCUCGCUGGGAGCAACACUGUCCGCGGUGGCAAAGUUCGUCGCAAAUCUAUCCUUCUCGACUGCUUUCUGCUAUGCCUGGCGUCACGUGAUGCGCCUGGAGCUGCAGCACCGUGGAGCAAACUUUAGCAGCGCCUUCCGUGGUGCGAUCGAGGACAAUGAUCUCAAGUUUGGUAUUCUCAUGAUUUUGCUCGAUGCCGUGAUCUACUUUACCAUAGGCUACCUAUACCAGUGUUUAAAGAAAGAUGAAACAACAUUCCAUACGGUAAAGCGCAUCAAGCUGGACAAAAGCAUCGGUGCCGAUCUGAGAAAUGUGGACGUCACUUACGAGAAGGGUGGCAAGAACGUGUUGAGUGACGUUUCGAUAACAUUCCGCCGUGAUGAGGUGACCUGCUUGCUCGGACGGAACGGGGCUGGUAAAAGCACGAUCAUAAAAUUGCUAACCGGUCAGAUAGUGCCAGUCGAAGGUGAUGUGCAUCUGCCACUGGACUACGAUUUCAUAUCCGGCAUAAGGAACAAUGCGGAGAAAAUUGGGCUCUGUCCACAGAACGACGUGCUCAUACCGAAUCUCACUGCUAAGGAGCAUCUGCAGCUGUACGCACGGAUCAAGCUGACGCGUGGGUUCGACACGGAAGUUUCGCGUACACUGGACAAUCUAAAGAUGGGCCCAUACCAGCACUAUCGGGCGUCUGAUUUGUCCGGUGGGUUUAAGCGACGACUCUGCAUCGCAAUCGCCUUCCUUGGCUCACCGAAUUUGGUCAUUUUGGAUGAACCGUGUAGCAGCGUGGACACGAAAGCACGCAAGUAUAUAUGGGAACUGAUCCAAACGCUACGCAAAGACCGAGCGGUUAUACUUGCAACACAUCAUCUUGACGAAGCAGAGUGUUUGAGCGACAAGAUUGUCAUGUUGGAAAAUGGAAAAGCGAUACUGGAACAAUCACAAGAGGAGCUGAAGAAACGGUUUACCAAUACGAUAUAUUUGAAGGUUUUCCUGCGACAUCAAACGGACCAGGAGCGUACGGCUUUAAUUGCGCAGCUGAGUAAAUUACUGGAUGGGACCAUCGAUUUGCGAUAUGAAAUGAGUGCUACACUGAAUCAGUUGGACUUUAAGAUCACUUCAUCGACCAGUGACAGCCAGGUGUUGAACAUUGAACCUCUGCUGGAACACAUGGCACAGCUAAAACUAAGCAAACAUAUUGAAACUUUCGAGCUGCGCAAUGAAAAUCUGCUCAACAUCUUCAACACGGUCAACGCAAGCGACCCAACGCCAUCCGAUCCAAUGCUGCAAAAUGGCAAUGGAAACACCCCAACACACAUUCCAAACGGUUUCCAUGGUCCCAAAACGAAUGACUCCCAGCUCGGCACACUGGCCAUCAUGUAUACACUGUUCAGCAAGCGCGUCCGCCAUUUCCUACGCAACUAUCGAUUGUUGGUGUGUUUGCUUGUGUUGCCAACAAUUUUUGAAAUCAUUGCGAUGGGUUUCAUGACCAUCCGGCCACCCGGGGAGUACGAUCAGAUGGUGAAUUUUUCACCCGCGCUCUACCCGAAAUCGACCGAGUUCUACACUAACACAACCGAUGGGGACGAAUAUCGGGACGCGAUCGUUACUGACCUUCUGGCCCACUGUACGGAUGACUUGUGUUCCAUAUUUAACUCUUCGCUCGAUGCUUACCGAUGGCUUUUGUCCACCACGGACGAAUACGCGGAGCGUCGGUACGGUGGCAUUACGGUCAACCGGGAGAAAAAUAUCGUUUGGUACAAUAACAAAGGCUACCAUUCGAUGCCAACCUGGCUAAACAUGCUGGAUACGGCUGUUUUGCGGGCAGAGCUGGACGAUCCAAGCUACACGAUCCGCACCAUUAAUCAUCCGUUGAAGAUCGAGGAGACUGAUUUAUCCAUCUCGUCGAUACUGCAGCAAGUUGCUGAUGCUGGUAUCUCGCUAAUAAUGUUGUUAGCCUUCAGCUUGGUCGUCGCCGGUGCCUCGGUGUAUAUCGUAAGCGAGCGCAUGCGCGGCGAAAAACUGCAACAACGUUUGGCGGGAGUAAACGUCUUUACCUAUUGGACCGUAACAUACAUCUGGGACGCUAUGAUCUUCCUUAUCGCUGUGGCGCUGGCCGUGAUCGUAUUCAAGGUGUUUGCCAUACCGGCGUACGUUGCGCGAGAGCAGCUGGAGGGUAUGUGUUUGCUGUUGGUGUUUUACGGCUUCGCAAGCAUACCGGCGGUUCAUCUGUUCGAGAAACUAUUCACCGAUGCUAGCUUUGCAAAUAUGUCUCUGUUUUGUCUGAAUGUCAUAACGGCACUCGGUACUCUGACUACUAUCAUCGUGUUCGAUGUGCUAGGCGAUAGCGACCAGUCCGAGAAGAUUAGAAACUUCCUAAACCGUGCGUUUCUGAUACUGCCGCAACACGCUCUCGCCGAUGGAUUGAUAGAAAUGUCGAAAAACUACAUUACGGCGGAGAUCUUCAAGCGCUACUACAUUGAUUCGUACAAAUCGCCUCUGACUAGUGAUCUGCUGCAUCCGCAUCUAAUCGCUCUGGUAGUAAUGGGACUUGUUUUCAUGCUACUAAACGUGGCGAUCGAGUACAAACUGAUCCAGCGGCUGUUCAAUCGGAUCUCGGGUGUAUCUCGGCCGAAAGCGCACGAACUGAACGGGAUCGAUACGACGGACUACAGCUCAAUGAUAAGCCGUGUGGAUGGCAAGAAAAAGUCCAUAACGGCGGAUCAGAUCCUAUCGGUAGAUAAUCUGAGAAAGAAGUAUCGUGGAUGUGGUGGUGGUGGAGGUGGUGCGAAGGGUUUGGAGGUGGUAAAGAAUGUAUCGUUCAAGCUGCACUAUGGCGAGUGCUUUGGAUUGCUCGGCACUAACGGUGCAGGGAAGUCUACCAUCUUUGCCAUCCUGUCUGGAGAAUUGCUUCCAUCGGGAGGUAGCUUCACUUUCUACAGUAAUCAUGGCCCGUCAUACUGUCCGCAGAAUAAUUUCCUUGAUCCACUGCUUACGGUGGAAGAGGUGAUUGUGUUCUACGGUAAGCUGCGUAACAUCGAAUCCAUCGACAAGCUGGUAAUGGAAACGCUCAAAGAGUACCAUCUUGAGGCGUACCGGAAGGUGUUGGUAAAAAAUCUGAGCGGAGGCAACCGUCGAAAGCUGUGCGUAGCUGUUGCUUGCUUUGGUCAGUCGGAAAUUAUCCUAAUGGAUGAGCCUACGAGCGAUCUAGAUCCAGUCACGCGAUCCAUCGUCUACAGCACGAUCGAGCGACUAAAUGCACAGAAUCGCUCGAUACUGCUCACCUCGCACAGUAUCUCCGAAAUCGAUCGGAUAUGCCAACGGAUAGCGAUCCUUAAGGAUGGUGAGCUGCUUACAGUUGAUACACCGGACCGGCUGAAGGAACGUUUCGGUCACAGCUACCAGAUAACGUUAUAUCUGGAAGGCAUUCGCGAGGUGGACUUCUUACGAGUUAUCAAGCGCGAAUUUGACGUGUCGCGUGAUAUCAUUCUGCACAAGAAUUCCGUCCAGUUUGUGUGCCAGAUUUAUCCGGAAGCUAGUACGCUCGAAAAAGCAAAAUCAUCCAAAAACGGUCACGUAACGAUCAUGCUAAACGAGACCGGCAAUGGGGUGGUAGCGCCGGGCACCUCCACAACCGCCACACGCACGGCCAGUGAACUUUUCCUCAAGCUGCAACGCUUUGCACAGGCGAAUAAGUUGCGGUACACGAUUUCACGCUGUCAGAUGGAUCAGAUAUUUGAAAACGUGCUCCAAAGUCACGAGGAGGAUCACGCUAAUCCUGGAUUCGUCGACAGCUAGAAAAAGGGUGAUGACGUGCGUUAUCCCUGUUUUCUUGUAACAUAUAGGUAACAGAUAGGAUUACAUUUUAAAAUUUGGUAAAGUUAAUAAAAGGAUGGAAACAGUGAUUUUUGCUUU
Anopheles maculipalpis is the source of this 6232-nucleotide messenger RNA. RefSeq names its product ATP-binding cassette sub-family A member 7 (gene ldd). Gene Ontology annotation, cellular component: intracellular membrane-bounded organelle; membrane. Bases 20 to 6115 code for a protein of 2031 amino acids. Lineage: Eukaryota; Metazoa; Arthropoda; Insecta; Diptera; Culicidae. The record is from RefSeq and is a predicted model, not a curated record. Gene Ontology annotation, biological process: lipid transport; transmembrane transport. Gene Ontology annotation, molecular function: ATP hydrolysis activity; ATP binding; ABC-type transporter activity. The transcript has 15 exons.